This is a messenger RNA of Leptomonas pyrrhocoris, 863 nucleotides long. Its product is annotated as putative SNARE protein. The transcript has a single exon. Gene Ontology annotation, biological process: vesicle fusion. The coding region runs from base 150 to 863 and encodes 237 amino acids. The record is from RefSeq and is a predicted model, not a curated record. Lineage: Eukaryota; Euglenozoa; Kinetoplastea; Trypanosomatida; Trypanosomatidae. Gene Ontology annotation, molecular function: SNAP receptor activity; SNARE binding. Gene Ontology annotation, cellular component: late endosome membrane; endoplasmic reticulum membrane; SNARE complex.
AGCUGUUAACGUGUGGCACCUGCAAGCCUUUUCAUUGGCGGAAAAGUUCUACGAGCACUGCUAUCAAAACAGGUAAAGAGGCACGGUGUCGUUGAGCAAGGCGGUACAUUUCAGCGCGGUAUCGACCUCGUUUUUUUUUGUCUCCCGCCAUGGCACUCACAGCAGGAGAGGUGGGAGCCGUGGAGGCAGAGCUGCGGCAGGCGAAGGAGACGCUCAGCACCCUCAACGCUAUCGCCGCCCAGGCCGAGCGGGGCGCUCUCGUGGACUUCGACUUUGCAAGGCGCUUAAUGGGGGAGGUGGCUGACCGCGUGCGGCCCAUCGCCCAGGGCACCAUGCACAGCGUGGCCGGCACCACCGUCGUCCCCUCGGACAGGCAGGGCACCCUGCACGCCCGCGUCGGCGUCACGGGCAGCUCGCAGAAGGUCACCCCGCUGCAGCAGCGACGCGCCGAGCAGGUGCUGUCAGAGGUGAAGUUGCUGGAGGCCACCGUCGGCCGCUACGCGCGGAAGACACAGCAGCAGGCGAACUACGCGUUGCAGGUAAAGACGCUGAUCGGCAACGGUGCCGAGGCACAGCGGCAGAACUACGAGGCGAUGGACCACUUGGAGCGGGAGAAGAAGAGCCUGCAGUACGCCCGGCAGCGGAUGCAGGCGAUGGAGUCGGAGAGCAAAGAGGUUUUGCAGGCGCUGCAAGAUCAGGGCAGUCGGCUGGGCGGGGUGGGCAACAAACUGGGGAACUUGCUAGAGUCGCUGGGGGUGUCGAACACGACAAUCCUGCAAAUUGUGCGCCGCAACGAGGCGGAUGCGUGGAUUGUUUAUGGCGGAAUCGCCCUGCUGCUCUUCUUCUUGUGGUACAUCUGGUAA